This is a messenger RNA of Exophiala dermatitidis NIH/UT8656, 2112 nucleotides long. RefSeq names its product serine/threonine-protein kinase Chk2. Gene Ontology annotation, cellular component: nucleus. The coding region runs from base 1 to 2112 and encodes 703 amino acids. Gene Ontology annotation, biological process: protein phosphorylation; mitotic DNA damage checkpoint signaling. The transcript is spliced from 3 exons. NCBI's taxonomy places the organism in Eukaryota, Fungi, Ascomycota, Eurotiomycetes, Chaetothyriales, Herpotrichiellaceae. Gene Ontology annotation, molecular function: protein serine/threonine kinase activity; protein binding; ATP binding. The record is from RefSeq and is a predicted model, not a curated record.
AUGGGUCCCAAGAAGGAGAAGAGCAGUUUAAAGCGGAACCGGCAUAGCACAGGCGAGGACCAGGACAUAAAGAAACCUCGCCGAUCGUCAAGGAUCUCCUCACAAGCUCAGAAGAACGAUGGGCAGCACACGCCGGUGAAGCAGUCGUAUCUGCCUUCGCCCUUGACCCAUAACGCAUCCACCGCUACAGAACCGGUCAAAGAAGCGACAGCAACUCCACCAGAGGGCCGCCCGAGUCAGAUUCGCCAUGUUACUCCCGUAUCGUCUCCCCAACCCAACUUGAACACGCUCUCAUCUCCUCCACAAGACACACAGCCGCUGUCGCAAUUCGUGUUCCCCCCGCGAGAUAUAGAGCCCGAUUUGGAUGACGACGACGGAACAUGGGGAUAUCUCUUUCCCACGGGGUCGGUGGGUCAUCGCUUGACCAUGAAAAGGAGGGCGUUCUGCCCUGCGCCCGAGAAGCCCCUCGAAAUAAGCAGGGAGACGGUCAAGACCAAGAAAAGGGGCAAGACCGAGCUCCUGGAGGCAGAAGACAAAUAUGAGCAUACAAAGGAGCAGGCACCGACAGCUUUCCCGGCCGGCGGGUACCUUAUCGGACGACACCCAGAAUGUGACAUGAUUAUUGACAUUCCAACUGUAUCGAACCGGCAUUGUCUGAUCUUCAACGAAACACGCAAUGGUGAUACCGUGGCUGUCCUGGAGGAUCUGUCCAGCAAUGGCACCUUCGUCAACGAGGCUUUGGUUGGCCGCAACAAGCGAAGAGAAUUGGAGGAUGGAGAUGAAAUCACAAUCUUGGACGAAGCCCGCUUUGUAUUCCGAUACCCCAAGAGCCGCGACUCGAGUGCCUUCAAUUCCCGGUACCGGAUCCUGCAACAGUUGGGCAAGGGACAUUUUGCCACGGUCUACCUGUGUGUCGAGAGAUCCACGGGCUUCAAGUACGCGGUCAAGAAGUUCGAGCGUCGAAUGGGAGAGUCUCAGCGGUCACAAUCUGAAGGAUUACAACAGGAGAUUGCCGUGCUGAUGAGCGUCAGCCAUCCGAAUAUCUUGUGCUUGAAAGAGACCUUUGACGAGCCGGAUGGCGUCUACCUAAUCUUGGAGCUUGCUCCUGAGGGCGAACUAUUCAAUCUCAUCGUGAGCAAACAGAAACUGACGGAAGAAGAGACCCGGAAAAUCUUUAUUCAGCUGUUCCAGGGCACCAAGUACCUCCAUGAACGUGGCAUUGUUCACCGUGACAUCAAGCCGGAGAAUAUUCUUCUCAUAGACAAGAACUUGUCGGUCAAAUUGGCGGAUUUUGGUCUGGCCAAGAUCAUUGGUGAGGAGUCUUUCACGACUACGCUGUGCGGAACACCAAGCUAUGUCGCUCCUGAGAUAUUGGAGAACACCCGUCAUCGGAAAUACACCAAGGCGGUCGACGUCUGGUCGCUUGGAGUGGUGCUGUACAUUUGCUUAUGCGGCUUCCCGCCGUUUUCCGACGAACUCUACUCGCGCGAGAAUCCGUACACUCUUGCACAACAGAUCAAAAUGGGCCGGUUCGACUACCCGUCACCAUACUGGGAUCACAUUGGCGACCCUGCCUUAGAUCUGAUCGACCGCAUGUUGACGGUGGACGUCGAGAAGCGAAUCACAAUUGACCAAUGCCUCGAACAUCCCUGGACGAGGAAUCUCGGUCACAUCAACCCGGCCGAUUCUACCGACGGUUUGACUGGAGCAAUGGGCCAACUGGACUUUUCUAGGCGCAAGGUUCAACGUGAGCGAACGUUGUUGGCCAACAUCAACGAUGUCAGAGUCAGCAAAGUGCUGGACCUGCCUAGAGAGCAAGUCCCUGGCCAACCGCGACCUCCGGCGUCGCCUGUUCAUGUCCAGAUCUGGGAGAAGAACCCUUCUGGAAAGAAUGUCCGGGUGACUGAUGGUGAUGGUCAAGAGAAGGUGGAUGGCGCGGAGAAGAACAACAACAACAAGAAAGAAGCAAAUGGCAGCAAGGAGGAACAUCCUGCUGCUCAUAGGCAAACGGAGGAGUUCAUGCAUAUGGGCGGCAAGGGCGAUAUGCAACUUUUUGGCGAUGAUGUUUCGUCGAGGUAUUUGCCGGAGGAGAAAUCGAAAGACGACAAAUGA